Molecule: messenger RNA, 1003 nt
Organism: Williopsis jadinii
Lineage: Eukaryota; Fungi; Ascomycota; Saccharomycetes; Phaffomycetales; Wickerhamomycetaceae
Product: NUDIX hydrolase
Exons: 2
Coding region: 1-525 (174 amino acids)
Biological process (GO): adenosine 5'-(hexahydrogen pentaphosphate) catabolic process; diadenosine pentaphosphate catabolic process; diphosphoinositol polyphosphate metabolic process
Cellular component (GO): nucleus; cytoplasm
Molecular function (GO): bis(5'-adenosyl)-hexaphosphatase activity; diphosphoinositol-polyphosphate diphosphatase activity; endopolyphosphatase activity
Source: RefSeq, a predicted model, not a curated record
AUGUCAAUUGAUUACGCCAAAAGACGUGAGACCCAGUUAUUCAGUGCAACAGGUAAUCGUAUAGUGAGCGGUUGUGUCUGUGUGAAUGAAGCUGGAGAUAGUGUACUCCUGAUUGGCUCGUCCCGUCACAACAACGACAGAUGGGUAUUACCAAAGGGAGGUGUUGACAUUGCUGAGGAUGAUGACGGUGACUAUGUGAAAACUGCGAUCAGGGAAACGUGGGAAGAAGCUGGUGCUACAGGAACCAUUGUUAGAAAGUUGGAAGUGAUUCCAGAUCAGAGAUCACCGGCUGAAUGGGCAAAAGGUUCCAUGAAGGACACUAAUGGCAUCUUGAUGAACCCACCGAAAUCGGAAUUUCACUUCUACGAGAUGAAGGUCGAGAAGCUACAUGAUGAAUUCCCAGAAAGUGCAACCAGGAGAAGAAAGUGGUUCACGCUUCAAGAUGCAGUUAGAAGUUUACUAUGGAAUCAGAGACCGGAACUCGCAAAGGCAGUUCAGCAGGUGAUGCUGAAUAGUCGUGCUUGAGCAAAGAGGGGGCAACAGUCUUAUCUGCCACCUGGGAACCCACUCAACAAUUCAAUCCAAAUUUCCAACCCGCGAUUUAUAACAAUGAUAUAAUAUGUGAUACUUUAUUUCUGAAGACUUUCAUGGCGCUUGAAGCGUAGACAACAUCCAAGAAUAGAGCUUAAAAAGCCCAACACCAUGUUCCCAUGUAAGAUCAAUAUACGGAAAGCUGGAAUCUCCCCUGAGUGUCUAGGAAUUAAUGGAGAAUUUCCCAUUUUCCCAUUUCAAAGUUGUUUAGGAAGAGCAACAGCUUGCACCAUCUGCAACGUCAACCACUGUUUUAAUGCAGUUAGAUGAAGAGCUCUAAUAAAGUGGGCUUUUAGCAAGCUGCACACCCGUAAAUUUAAGGGCAGAAAUUCUCGUUUAAAGUUCUGUCAAAUAUGCACACUGAGAAAUUGCCGCUGCGACGCCGGACCUUUGUUUUGUCCUUCAUUGUGUC